AUGCUUAGUUUUUUCAUAAUAACCAUUUUUACAACAGGUCUAGUUACUUCAAUCAAGCAAUCUGAGUUGAAUUUUGGCUAUAAAGAUGUAGCAUGCAACCUACUGGAAUUGGCACAAGAGAAAAGUUUACAAAUUAUGAAAGAAGAACAAUUCACCAGGAAUAUCAUUGAAUAUAUAUUGUCAAUAACAUGUGAAAAUAUAAAUGAUAUGAAUAAAAAACUUCAGUGCAAACAUUCAAUGGUUAGUGAAACAAGAACACUCUUAAAAGAUUUCAUUGAAUUCAUCGAAUCCAAUCGUUUCAAAACAAUGGUGAAUUGGUGUCAGUCCACAUUGGAAACACCUCAACAUGGUAAUUCCAGCUUUUUGUGUUCAACAUGUGAAAUGGCUGUAUCAUAUUUGAAAACUUUCAGUAAAUCUGAAGAAGCAAAAUCAUUUGUACAUCAAGCUCUUGAUAAAAUUUGUUCACUAACUGGAUCUUUUCAAGUUCAGAGAUAUUUUUACUUACUAACUAACUUACUUACGUCUGUUACUCCUCGUGAAGGAGCAUGGGCCACUCACCAGCAUUCUUCAUCCAACUUUGUCCUGGGCAAUCCUUUCCAGCUCCUUCCAGAUAUUUUUAUACAAAAUAUAUGUUACACUAUGAUGUAAAAUAAUUAUUAGGUUAAUAACAGAAUACAUCAAGUACUCAUUCGGUUAACUUUGAAUACCAUGGCUUCGAAAUCUAUUUCAUAUAUGUGUUGCAUCUAUUUUAAGCAGUUGUGCAUGGUUGACUUAUUUAGUGUGAUUGUAAGGUAUACGUGUUGAAAAUUCCCGUUGAACCAAUUACAUGAUUUAUUUAAUUCAUUAAUAUACACCCUCUUGUGCUUAUUUUGAUUCAUUUAUUUAAAUAAAAAUUGCUUGAUAUUUGAUUGUUAUUUGACGAAACUGCUAACACUCGGAUACGAUGCAAUUGAAGGUUGUAUGUUGUCAGUAUGGGGUUGUGGAGGUUAUGAGGUUUUUGAUUGAGAUUGUGUAUCGAUUGAUGUUAGACCACCAUGGAAAACCUGGAAGCACUGGAC
Schistosoma intercalatum is the source of this 1058-nucleotide messenger RNA. NCBI's taxonomy places the organism in Eukaryota, Metazoa, Platyhelminthes, Trematoda, Strigeidida, Schistosomatidae. The record is from the annotation of a GenBank genome assembly.